This is a messenger RNA of Gekko japonicus, 2674 nucleotides long. RefSeq names its product ST6 (alpha-N-acetyl-neuraminyl-2,3-beta-galactosyl-1,3)-N-acetylgalactosaminide alpha-2,6-sialyltransferase 4 (gene ST6GALNAC4). Gene Ontology annotation, molecular function: alpha-N-acetylgalactosaminide alpha-2,6-sialyltransferase activity. Gene Ontology annotation, biological process: oligosaccharide metabolic process; ganglioside biosynthetic process. The record is from RefSeq and is a predicted model, not a curated record. Lineage: Eukaryota; Metazoa; Chordata; Lepidosauria; Squamata; Gekkonidae. The coding region runs from base 668 to 1576 and encodes 302 amino acids. The transcript is spliced from 7 exons.
GCAGAGCCAGGCUGGGCCACCGCGCGCAAUUGCGCUGCGCUUUGGAGAGGCGCCGCCGCCGCCCCCUGACCGGGCCCCGCGUCGCCUGCUCGGGGCUGCGUAAGGCCUCUCCCCGCCUCGUCGGGAAGCCGAGGCCGGGGACGACGGGCCGGCGAGGAAGAAGCGCCGCCCUCUCCUGAGCCCCCGAAUCCGGCUCCCCCCCUUCCUCCCUCCCUCCUUCCCCGAGUUGGGUGCCAAUGGCCGGCGCCUCGUCUGGAAGCCGCCUGCUGCGGCACGCGCGGAGGAGGCGGCGAAGGCGGCGGCAGUCCGGGAAAGCUGGCCGCCGGGAAUAGGGGCUGCCUCGGGCUCGCCCUCUGCCGCAGCCACCCGCAGCUGCCUGCCUCGCCUCUCCUCCCCCCCUGGGCCCGGGCGAUCCGCUCCGUGCGCGCUGCAUGGCGCCGGCGCUUCCAGGAGGCCGGGGGUCCCAGGCCGCGGUCGGGGUUGCUGCUUGGAACCAAGCCCCCACGGGAAUCCGAGGGUCUUUCCCCCAGGUCGACUCCUGGAGUCGUUGUUCCCGGCUGCUGAGCGGCGCGAUUGAGAAGCGCGGAUCCCGUUAAGGAAACCGUCGCUGAUACUGAGAACUCCCCCGGGCCCAAGGCAAAUAUAUGGCUGACAAGACCUUAAAAGGAUGUGGGUGUUUCUUCGACUGUUCUUUACGCUGAUCGUGCUGUGCACCUGCUCCUUCCUUUAUUUCUUGCUCUGCCCUCGCUUCUGCGUGCCCCUGUGUUGGCUGAGCUGCCAGCGUUCCGAAGAACAAGAGAGACGUUUGCCACCCGUGUCUGGAGCUGUCCAGUUUGAGGGUUACAUCAGUGUUCCCGAUGGCAAGCCGUUGGUCCGAACCCCAUGCCGCCAGUGUGCUGUGGUAUCCAGCUCAGGGCAGAUGCUGGGUUCACACUCGGGGAAGGAGAUCGACGACAAGGAGUGCGUCCUGCGUAUGAACCAGGCCCCGACGCAGGGCUACGAGGACGAUGUCGGUGCCCGGAGCACCGUCCGGGUGGUUUCUCACACCAGUAUCCCCUUGCUGCUGAGGAACCAGUCCUACUUCUUCAGACAGGCCCGGGACACCAUCUACGUCAUUUGGGGGCCCACGAAGCUUAUGAGCAGGGAGAAGGUGGGCAUGGUUUAUCGGACGCUCCUCAAGGUGAAGGAGAUGUACCCCAGCCUGCAGCUCUACACACUGACUGAGAGGAUGAUGGCCCACUGCGAUGAUCUGUUCCAGGUCGAGACCGGGAAGGACAGGAUGAAGUCCGGCUCCUACUUGAGCACAGGCUGGUUCACCAUGGUCUUGGCGAUGGAGAUGUGCGAGCAGAUCUUUGUCUUCGGCAUGGUCAACGACAGCUAUUGCAGAGACAAGACUCAGGCCCCUGUGCCUUACCACUACUUUGAGAAGGGCAAGCUGGACGAAUGCCGGAUGUACCUGGCCCACGAAAGAGCUCCACGCGGGGGGCACCGCUUCAUCACCGAGAAGGCCGUCUUUUCUCGCUGGGCCAAGAAAAGGAACAUUGUUUUCACUCACCCCUCGUGGCCAGGUGGCUAAGGGUGGGCUUCUGCCCCCCGGACUCUGUUGUGGCUUGAAACGCUGUGCCUGGUUUGCAGGUGGUGCCCUUGUGAUAAUUUCCUGGGGAGCCAUGCCAAGUGAGUUGCCUACGUUGAAGGGCCCUCAAGAAGGGAGAGUGUGAAGAGGAAAAAGGAGCCUUUGGGGACAAAGCGGCCAUCUUGGCAAGGCCUCUCCCUGGAUCCACCCCCAUUGACUGUUGUACUAGUACUGAAUCAGGAUUAAUACCGUAAUUCUGGGUUUUAUAGAGACCUGUGCUGGCACAUAGUGGGCCUCUGUGUUUUUAAACCUGUGUUCUUAGUUUUUCAUUUUUUUUCUCCUAUGGAUUUGACCUCCCUGAAUGUGAGGCAAGAGUUUAUGCCUGUUCCCUUGCAGUUCUGCUUAGGAAAAAUACUUUUUUUUAAAGGUCUGAUAGGAAGCCUAGACUGCACAGACCUACUGCAGAAUGAGUUGGUAGAGUCCGGAGGCGGUAGAGUAGACUGUACCACUUCAGGCCACACUUUCUGUCUAUAUACAGGAGUCUUCCCCCCCCCCAUGGGUGAACAUUCAGAAGUAAUGACCUUCCCCUAUAGUUUGAAGUGGUAUAGCCCUCCAUUUCAACUUACUACCACCUCCAGACCUGACCUCCACAUGAGACCUUUCAACACAAAGCUUUCAGGCAGUUUGGGUGCUGAACGCCAGUGGUGGUUUUUUUCCCCCUUUGUGCUUGCUUGCGUUUCCAUUUCGUGUCCUUUUCGUCUCGUUUCCCAGCGCCUUCUUAAAUAGGAUCAAAGGUGGUUUGAGAACUGAUGAGGGAAAACACGGAAACAUAACAAAUGGUGUACAAGUAAGUGAGGAAGCGCAGAGGGGGGGAAAGACAGGGCAUUUCUGCCCCAAACUGUGGGGAAAGCUCUCCUUGCAAAGUCCGACAGAAGUUUAUCACUGCCUUGGUUUUCUUUGGGGGGUUAGGGAACAUCCAUUCCACGUAAUGUUGUCCUCUAAUGGCCUGCCUUCCAGUCUUUCCCCAUCGCAACGACCAACAUCUUUCCUGGUGCCCACAAUGUUAUUUUCGGAAGUUAUUGGAGGCAUGUGGAGUUCUUG